Sphaeroforma arctica JP610 is the source of this 291-nucleotide messenger RNA. RefSeq lists its product as hypothetical. The record is from RefSeq and is a predicted model, not a curated record. The transcript is spliced from 3 exons. NCBI's taxonomy places the organism in Eukaryota, Ichthyosporea, Ichthyophonida. The coding region runs from base 1 to 291 and encodes 96 amino acids.
AUGUUCUCUCAUGAUGAUACGUGCUUGAUGCAAUACUUCGUAGAAACCACUCAAGCCAAGGCUAAUGCCUCAUAUAUUACCUGUGGACUGGCAACCCCCGUGACGUGGGGACAGCGGGGUUGUUCCAACUUCCACCCCAGUUUCUACGUUCCAACUCCCAAUGUGGAGGCCGGAGACUGGAGAGUGGAGGCCGGGGACUGGAGAGUGGAGGCCGGGGACUGGAGAGUGGAGGCCGGGGACUGGAGAGUGGAGGCCGGGGACUGGAGAGUGGAGACGGUGGAGAGUGCGUAA